GCCGCCGCUCAGCCCUGUGAAGCGACGGCAGGGAGGGGGGGCCGAGCUCCCCGUCCUGCCCUGUUCUCCGCCACGGGUUCCACCGAGACCAGAACUAAUCCUGUCCUGCAGAUUUGAUCCAAAGGACAUCAGUGUUUGUGAAAAAGCUCCCACUAACUUCAAUACAUGCUGGAUCUGCGUAGACCUGACUGCUGCAAACAAGCUUGUGCUUACAUUUGGAAUGGUCACCCAGUUAAUUUGCUGAAGUACUUCCUGGAAGAAUUUUUGCAAGUGCAGUUCACUUUGUUUCAGAAAUCUCAGUCCAAUCCUUACUGCAGAGUCAGGUCUCGGAGCUGGCUGAACUUCUCCAGUCAAGAAUCCAACACAGAGUUGUAUGGUUGGACCCUGGAAAUGGGAUGUCAGUCCCGUUCAGGGAGCAUAAAGGAAGAAAGAAAAUCUCCCAGUCGCUGCUGCCGUGACAGCGAGUGAGAGCAAGAGCAGGAAAAUGUCGACAGUCACAUCAGCAAUCCAGGCUCCUCAGGGCCCUGUGAAUCCGCCGCCUCCGGAGGUCACUAAUCCUAAUAAGCCUGGCCGGAAGACCAACCAGUUGCAAUAUAUGCAAAAUGUUGUGGUAAAGACCUUGUGGAAGCAUCAGUUUGCUUGGCCUUUCUACCAACCUGUUGAUGCAAUUAAAUUGAAUUUGCCGGAUUAUCAUAAAAUAAUAAAAAACCCCAUGGACAUGGGAACGAUCAAGAAGCGCCUGGAACAUAACUAUUACUGGAGUGCCAGUGAAUGUAUGCAGGAUUUCAACACCAUGUUUACAAAUUGUUACAUUUAUAACAAGCCCACAGACGACAUCGUCCUCAUGGCCCAAGCCCUGGAGAAGAUAUUUCUGCAGAAGGUGGCCCAGAUGCCUCAGGAGGAAGUCGAAUUAUUACCCCCAGUUCCUAAAGGCAAAGGUCGCAAGCCGUCAGCGGGCACACAGGGUGCAGGAGCGCAGCAAGCAGUGGCCGUGUCUUCCGUCUCCCCGCCGGCCCCCUUCCAGAGCGUCCCUCCAGCCGUCUCCCAGACGCCCGUCAUUGCUGCCACCCCUGUGCCAACCAUCACUGCUAACGUCCCGCCUGUCACUGCCCCUCCUGCCGCUGCUCCCCCUCCGCCUGCUGCUCCGAUCAUGCCCGUGGUGCCUCCUACGCCACCCGUCGUCAAGAAAAAGGGAGUGAAGCGGAAAGCGGACACGACGACCCCGACCACCUCCGCCAUCACCGCCAGCCGCAGCGAGUCGCCCACGCCCCUCUCGGACCCCAAACAGGCCAAAAUCAUCGCUCGCCGGGAGAGCGGCGGCCGGCCCAUCAAACCACCAAAGAAAGACCUUGAAGAUGGAGAGGUCCCUCAGCACGCAGGGAAGAAGGGCAAACUCUCUGAGCACCUCAAGUACUGUGACAGCAUUCUCAAGGAGAUGCUCUCGAAGAAGCACGCAGCCUACGCGUGGCCCUUUUACAAGCCUGUUGAUGCAGAGGCCUUGGAAUUACAUGACUAUCAUGAUAUUAUCAAACACCCCAUGGAUCUCAGUACUGUUAAAAAAAAAAUGGACAGUCGGGAAUACCAGGAUGCACAAGGUUUUGCAGCAGAUAUUCGGUUAAUGUUCUCUAAUUGUUACAAGUACAAUCCUCCAGACCACGAAGUGGUAGCCAUGGCCAGGAAGCUCCAGGAUGUCUUUGAGAUGAGGUUUGCAAAAAUGCCCGAUGAGCCUGCAGAGGCCCCACCUCCACCUCCCCCAACAGCACCAGUGGUGAGCAAAAGCACAGAGAGCAGUCACAGCAGCGAGGAGAGCUCCUCCGACUCGGAUAGCUCGGACUCGGAAGAAGAGCGAGCAACACGGCUGGCAGAGCUCCAGGAGCAGCUAAAGGCCGUCCACGAGCAGCUCGCUGCGUUGUCGCAAGCGCCAGUGAACAAACCAAAGAAAAAAAAAGAGAAGAAGGAAAAAGAGAAGAAAAAGAAAGAUAAAGAGAAGGAAAAAGAAAAGCACAAAGUAAAACCUGAGGAAGACAAGAAACCCAAGGUGGCCCAACCACCAAAACAAACCCAACAGAAGAAAGCCCCAGCUAAGAAAGCAAACAGCACAACCACAGCUAACAGGCAGCCCAAGAAAGGAGGCAAACAGGCAUCUGCAACCUACGAUUCGGACGAGGAGGAGGAAGGUCUGCCCAUGACCUAUGAUGAGAAACGACAGCUCAGCUUGGACAUCAACCGCCUGCCCGGGGAGAAGCUCGGCAGGGUGGUGCACAUCAUCCAGUCCCGGGAACCUUCCCUCAGAGACUCCAAUCCCGACGAGAUAGAAAUAGAUUUUGAAACAUUGAAGCCCACAACUUUACGAGAACUGGAGAGAUACGUGAAAUCUUGUUUACAGAAAAAACAAAGGAAACCCUUUUCUGCAGGUGGAAAAAAGCAAGCAGCAAAGUCAAAAGAAGAGUUAGCUCAGGAAAAGAAGAAAGAACUAGAAAAACGGUUACAGGACGUCAGUGGGCAGCUAAACAACAACAAGAAACCUGCAAAGAAAGAGAAAUCCGGCUCCGCUCCCUCCGGAGGCCCUUCCCGCCUCAGCAGCAGCAGCUCCUCCGAGUCCGGGAGCAGCAGCUCCAGCGGCUCCAGCUCGGACAGCAGCGACUCGGAAUGACUUACGGACACUUACACACACAAAAUGGACAUCACCCUCACCGAUGCUCUGCAGUGUUCCUUUUUCUUCUUAAUAUACUGCUCUUGUUCCACGGUGGUCAGGUUUUUUUUUUUUUUCCCCUUUCUCUUUCUCUGACUUUUUUUUUUUAUUUUAUUUUUUAAUUCAGUGUUAUAAAAAGGUAUCUUCCAUUUUUUUUGGGGGUCGCUCUUUUAAUAGGUCAAAGAUCUUUGCGUGUGCGUGCGUGUGACAAGACUUUAUGACAAAACAGUUCCCUUUGCAUAAAGUCUCUAAAAUACAUUUUAACUGAAGAAGAUUGGUUGAAAAUGGAAGAACUUCGAACUCUUAGCAGGAGAUAAAUAGAAAGUUCUGCAAGGUUUGUAGUACGUUUCCCUCCCACCCCUUCCCUCUCCCCAAAAUGUUCUCUUUUAAUAAGCCUGCCUGGCUCACACAAGGUAAAAAAAAAUAAUCUUUUUUUAAAGAAAACUCUGUAAAAUGGUACUGUAUCUGAAAGAUGUUAGCUUUUGAACUAGUUGGUGUAUUUGUUAUUAGCACUAGUAUUCUUAAUCUCGAAGUCUACAGUGUGAUGAAAAUGCCAGAUGCUAUCAUCUUUUUACAUAAAAACAAAAAAAAACCCAAAAAAAUUCUCAUGUACUGUGGAUUGCUAACAUGCUUUUUUUUUUUAAAUCUUGGUAGAGGCAUAGGCACCUGUUCAGGAAGGUAUUUAAGCAUGAACUUAACUUUAGGCACAUGAGCAAUAGAAGUGGUUGCAUUUCUUGUUUUUCCACUCAAAAUUUUUCAUUUUUCUCGGGGGACGCAUUGGGAAGGCGGGAGCAAGGGACACUCAAGUUUCUUGGGAAUGUUAUUUUUUAACAUCAAAUAGAUAAUUUCCAGGAAAUUGACGCUCUCUAUGAAAUUUUUUUCAUUUAAUUGAAAACCAGUUUUUUGGCUGGAAGUUCUCAGCCGGGCCUGGGAGUGAUCCCUGCAGAGUGACCAAGGCAUGUCAUGUGCUGGUUAUUAGACACUUGCUUAAGUGCUUUCUCCAUGACAAGCACCUCUGUCUGGGCUUAAAAUAAAGGAGCACUCGAGCUCCAGCUGAGGCUGAGCUGGCAGCGGAUCUGGGGAGGGAUGUUGUGUGUGU
Molecule: messenger RNA, 3791 nt
Organism: Calidris pugnax (ruff)
Lineage: Eukaryota; Metazoa; Chordata; Aves; Charadriiformes; Scolopacidae
Gene: BRD3
Product: bromodomain containing 3
Exons: 14
Coding region: 485-2653 (722 amino acids)
Biological process (GO): regulation of DNA-templated transcription; chromatin remodeling
Cellular component (GO): chromatin; nucleus
Source: RefSeq, a predicted model, not a curated record